CACCAGUCGAACAACGGUGCAGUUUAAUGUGUUCUGUCCCUUGUAUUGCUUGACGACGAUCGUGAAGGGACAACCUUAUAGAAGACCCGUCCAGUCAAACAUAUCUGGAUAUCAUCAACUCGAGGCGCUUAAGGCCUGCAUGUAGACACAUGGUUUGUUUGGAAAAUUACAUAUAAGACUGAUCCUUUUCGGCUCUUGUGGCUUCAGAAGUGCUUAUUGGAUUGUUUGUAGGAUCUGUAUGCGUAGGGCUUUAUACUUCUGAGUGGAAGUAACUAAAUUGUACCCGAGGAAACAAGUGGAAGAGUUAUAGACCGGCUCACUGGGGAACAAGCUUUAGAAACCUAAAGAUCUAAAACCGAAUUUCCAGAGUCAGUGGGGAUUUUGUCCAGAUCCAGGUUUGAUUCUUCUGGUCAUCUUAUUUACCAAAUAAGUAUAAGAAUUCAUCAUGGAUGGGCAGGAUGGACAGGAGAAAGCAGUGCCAGCGAGAAAGAAAUCCACGGGUUACGGACCACAUGUUCACGACGGACCGCCCAAUGUGACUGGACCGAGCAUGCGCCGAAUGUCACGGGUUGAACCUAGGGCCAGUAUUCAGUAUGGGCCAAGUGGACGACGCAUGUCCACGAUUUCGAGAACGAGCAUAUCUGGGUUGUCCUGGGGACAAAAGGGUAUACAGAUUCCUACGCGUUACCAAAACACGUAUAAACUGGAACCAGAAUCAGACGACAAAUUUAAUGCAUCACGUGUUCAGAAAGUAGUCCAGUCUGUAUUAAACAACUACCUGGAUGGUGAAAAUUACGAGCCCAAGAAAUGUGUCCACAUGGUCCAGAAUCUGUCUGACGUCAUCAAGGGAAGAGUGAAGGAAUUCGGCUACGCCAGGUAUAAGAUCAUUUGCAACGUCAUGAUUGGGCAAAAUGCAAACCAAGGACUUCGUGUGGCCAGUCGCUCGCUCUGGAAUGCUGAGCACGACACAUCAGCAACUGCCUCCUACCAAAAAGGCGAUUUAUUUGCUGUGGCUACUGUAUACGGUGUUUAUCUGGACUGAUGACGAUGGCUUUCGGUUUGUACAUCAAUCCAUUUGGCGAAAAUGGAAUACAACUUAUACUUUCUUCGUUUGCAUGUAUUGUAUGGCCUAUAAUUACAAUGCAGACAGGUUUUAUUCCCUUAGGCCACGCGUAUUCAUCAAAAGGUGGAUGGGAACCAUAUCCAUUCACCUGGUGUCUUUGACAUAUUGGUAUGGUGUUUUGUAUUGGUAGCUGCCGCUCCUGCAGUACAGUCGGUGCAUAAACCACGUGCAACUACUUAUAUAAUUGUAGUGUCUCUCACGACGCUAUCUGUCGCUCAGAUGGCUCGACUAGUGGGCUAUGCAACUCUCAGGUUUCUGUUAUUACUGUAUCGUACUUAUCCGCACAGGUCGUAGGCAGGUAUGGCAGCAGUCUGCUGAUGGUCGUGUUUUUUCCCCUAGUUCUGUCCGGUUUCCUCCCACCAUAAUGCUGACCACCGUCGUAUAAGUGAAAUAUUCUUCAGUACGGCGUAAAACACAAGUGAAGUAAAUAAAUACGUAAAAUUAUCUGCACAGGUGUCUUUAAGGAUAACGACUCUUAUUAUAUUCUAAGUAUAGAAUCUUAGAAAUGUGGAUACAAUUACUGAAUACCAUACUACAUGUAGUUGAAUGCGUCAAACGUUUUGUAAGUUCACUUUGCACGUGCAUGAGAUAUACACUUACCUGGUUAUAGCGCAGGCUUUAUUAAAUUAUAAUGAACUAUUAAUAUAUACACGCGAAAUAUUUGCGAAAUUUAUUGUCACUAGAACAAUAUGCAAAGCUAUUACAUCGAACAGAGCCGCAUGCACUCUCAUGUGGCUUUCUUUGGACUAUACAUGCUAUAUACAUGUUCUAGUAGGUGAAUUUUCAGAUAAAAACUACAAGUAACUGACUGAAUAAGGUAGGCCCUAUAAUUAUCUAUACCAUGAUGUCCAGAGAAAAGGAAUGAAUUUGCAAAUCUUAUCCAUACUGUAGUCCUAUAUAUCGUAGGCCAUGUAUUGUAUUUGCAUGUUUGAUGUGCAGUGUUUUGAUACAUCCAACUAAUGCACACUACGUGUUGUCUGUGUAUAUCUGAAUAUGCGUUUAUGCAAGACACAGUGGGACACUGUGAAUAUACUAGAAAGUACAUUUUAUGUUUUAUUUAUGUGUAAUCUAAUCUAUUUUCUGUUAGAAUUUGUACCGCAAGCCAAGUAUAUAUUUGAACUAUAUAACUUUUGACAUCCACAUGCACAUUCACGUCGUCAGAAACUAUUAUAUUGUUUACAAUAUGCAUUUCAU
Liolophura sinensis is the source of this 2317-nucleotide messenger RNA. Its product is annotated as dynein light chain Tctex-type 5-B-like. Gene Ontology annotation, cellular component: cytoplasmic dynein complex; cytoplasm. Gene Ontology annotation, biological process: microtubule-based movement. The coding region runs from base 446 to 1042 and encodes 198 amino acids. The record is from RefSeq and is a predicted model, not a curated record. The transcript is spliced from 2 exons. Gene Ontology annotation, molecular function: dynein intermediate chain binding. Lineage: Eukaryota; Metazoa; Mollusca; Polyplacophora; Chitonida; Chitonidae.